Molecule: messenger RNA, 2835 nt
Organism: Capsicum annuum
Lineage: Eukaryota; Viridiplantae; Streptophyta; Magnoliopsida; Solanales; Solanaceae
Product: protein VAC14 homolog
Exons: 21
Coding region: 376-2511 (711 amino acids)
Biological process (GO): phosphatidylinositol biosynthetic process; positive regulation of kinase activity
Cellular component (GO): PAS complex; endosome membrane
Source: RefSeq, a predicted model, not a curated record
CAUUUGUCUAAUGCACAUUUUUUUUUUUCAAAAAGAUAUCACGAAAAAGAAGUCUUUUUCCUAUAAAUCACCAAACAACACUUUGCCCAAACCAGAAAAAUAAAAAUAAAAAUAAUUUUUUUUUUCAAUCUUAGUUUUCAUCAAAUUAUUUUUUUAGAUCUAUUUUACUUCAAUUUAUUAGUUACUACAGUCUUAUAUAUGUGUUUUUGUGUGUGUUUAUUUUUUCCUUUACACGGUGAUGUUAGGGCCAGCUUUUGGAUAUCACAAAUUAUUUUGGGAAAUCGAAAUAGAUUUGAUUUUGAAAAUUGAGGAAAAAAGGGGAAUUUGUUUUUACCUUUUUUAGGUUUUUUUUUUUGGAAUUGUUGAAUUGUUGUUAUGAGUACUGCGGAAGCAUUAUCUGUGAUACCAGCCGCUGUUCUUCGUAAUCUGUCUGAUAAACUGUAUGAGAAGCGCAAGAAUGCUGCUUUAGAGUUGGAAGGGAUUGUUAAGCAUUUGACAUCUACGGGUGAUCACGACAAGAUCAAUGCUGUUAUCAGUUUGUUGUCUCAGGAGUAUACGUACUCACCUCAGGCACAUAACCGGAAAAAUAGCACCAAACACUAUUCUCAUGCUCUAUUUAACAUCAUAUAUGAUUAUCAUUUGGGAGGUCUGAUAGGACUGGCUGCAGUAACUGUUGGUUUGACUACAGAAGCAGCACAACACCUUGAGCAAAUUGUCCCACCAGUCUUACACUCUUUUUCACACCAAGACAGCAGAGUUCGUUAUUAUGCCUGUGAAGCUUUGUAUAACAUAGCAAAGGUUGUAAGAGGAGAUUUCAUCGUAUUCUUCAAUCAGAUCUUUGAUGCUUUGUGUAAGCUUUCAGCAGAUUCAGAUGCCAAUGUGCAAAGUGCUGCUCAUCUUUUAGAUAGACUUGUGAAGGAUAUUGUCACAGAGAGUGAGCAUUUCAGCAUUGAAGAAUUUAUUCCUUUGCUGAGAGAACGAAUGAAUGUCCUCAAUCCUCAUGUCCGCCAAUUUCUUGUUGGGUGGAUCACAGUUUUAGACAGUGUUCCGGAUAUUGAUAUGCUCGGUUUUCUUCCUGAUUUUCUUGAUGGAUUAUUUAAUAUGUUGAGUGAUUCUAGCCAUGAAAUACGGCAACAGGCUGAUUCUGCACUUUCAGAGUUUUUACAAGAGAUUAAGAAUUCUCCAUCUGUAGAUUAUGGCCGCAUGGCUGAAAUACUAGUGCAAAGGGCAGGCUCACCGGAUGAAUUUACUAGGCUGACUUCUAUCACUUGGAUAAAUGAAUUUGUGAAACUUGGUGGAGAUCAACUCGUCCCUUAUUAUGCUGACAUUCUGGGAGCAAUAUUGCCUUGUAUAUCUGAUAAAGAAGAAAAAAUAAGAGUUGUUUCUCGUGAAACAAACGACGAACUUCGUGCAAUUGAGGCUGAUCCAGCUGAGGGGUUUGAUGUAGGAGCAAUCCUCUCUGUUGCAAGGAGGCAGUUGUCUAGUGAAUGGGAGGCAACACGUAUUGAAGCAUUACAUUGGAUGUGGACUCUGCUUAAUGGACAUCGAUCAGAGGUCUUGGUUUUUCUGAAUGAUGUCUUUGACACUCUCCUAAGGGCGCUAUCAGAUCCCUCUGAUGAGGUAGUGCUCUUGGUGCUCGAGGUGCACGCGUGCAUAGCCGAAGAUCCACAACACUUCCGCCAGCUAGUUGUUUUCCUAGUUCACAGUUUUCAGCAUGAUCACUCACUCCUGGAGAAACGUGGAGCUUUGAUAAUUCGACGGCUGUGUGUACUUCUAAAUGCUGAAAGAGUUUACCGUGAACUGUCCACAAUACUUGAAGGAGAAUCAGAUUUGGACUUUGCAUCUGUGAUGGUCCAGGCUUUAAACUUGAUUUUGCUUACUUCACCUGAGUUGUCUGACCUUCGGGAUCAUCUUAAACAAUCACUGGUCAAAGAUGCUGGGAGAGACUUAUUUCUUUCUUUGUAUGCAUCUUGGUGCCAUUCACCAAUGGCAAUGAUAAGCCUCUGCCUAUUAGCUCAGACAUAUCAGCAUGCAAGUUCUGUUAUUCAGUCUUUGGUUGAAGAGGAUAUCAAUGUGAAGUUUUUAGUGCAACUACAUAAGUUGAUCCACCUUCUGGAGACUCCAACCUUUGCUUACCUUAGGCUCCAGCUUCUUGAACCUGGAAGAUACAUAUGGUUGUUAAAAGCACUAUAUGGACUGUUGAUGCUGUUACCGCAGCAAAGUGCAGCGUUCAAGAUUCUUCGUACUCGGUUAAAAACUGUUCCUUCAUACUCCUUCAAGGAAGAGAAAGUUGCACGAACAUCUUCUGGGAUUCCUUUUUUUAAUGGUGGAGGUGGAUCACAAAUUUCCGAGGAUGGCAACCCAAAUGAGAAUUCACAUGAUAUGCAUAACGGAAUAAACUUUGCUUCUAGGCUGAAGCAUUUUAAGCAAAUUCAACAGGAGCAUCGUUUGCAUUCAAAGUCACAGAUUUAUUCACGAUUUAGUUCUGCCUCAUCAACGAAGGAGUUGUGAAGACCAGAAGAACCAAAGCAAUCAGCUGCAACAACAGACUUGAACAGGCCGUCUUCAACAUCAUCGCGUUGAGACCCCAGUACAGUUGCAACUCUGAUUGUUUUCCCUUGCUCCUCAUCAAUGUUUCUGAUGCAGCAAUCUUGAUGUGCUUUCUUUUUCUUUUCUGAAAGCAUAGUCAAGCUUAGCUAAGUUGUAAAUUGUAUAUUUUAGUUAUUUGUUUUGUCAAAAUUCACAGUUGGAAAAAGUGGAGAAGGGGGUAUAACCUUUAGCUUGGAUAUUCCAAAGCUUUUUAUAAAUUUCUUUGAAGAUACUUCAAAGGUAAAA